This is a messenger RNA of Seriola aureovittata, 6359 nucleotides long. RefSeq names its product guanine nucleotide-binding protein G(q) subunit alpha. The record is from RefSeq and is a predicted model, not a curated record. Gene Ontology annotation, cellular component: heterotrimeric G-protein complex. Bases 1021 to 2100 code for a protein of 359 amino acids. Gene Ontology annotation, biological process: action potential; phospholipase C-activating dopamine receptor signaling pathway; adenylate cyclase-modulating G protein-coupled receptor signaling pathway. The transcript has 7 exons. Gene Ontology annotation, molecular function: GTPase activator activity; G protein-coupled receptor binding; GTPase activity. NCBI's taxonomy places the organism in Eukaryota, Metazoa, Chordata, Actinopteri, Carangiformes, Carangidae.
UUGUCCAUUCAUACACAUUUUCUAUUCCACAGGUUGGGGUAUAAAUACUUGUGUGGCGUUUGUCUGACGUGACACUCCCCCCUAGUCGAUGGGAGGCCGACGUCACCCUGCCAGCGGAGGAGUGGAUGGCCUCUGUAAUAAAAAUACAUGAAGAGAAUUGAGGAAAAGGAGAAGAUUGGCCGGGGGGAAAAAAGCAACAACACGGCGUUCAUAGCUUUUCGCUCGCACCCCACUCCUGAGCCAUGGACGUGAACGCCUUUUAAGACAGGCUGGGAUACAUUUUCGCCGCGGUAUCGAGAGCUCCGGCUGAAAGGCUAUGUUAUGUGUUGCUUUCUUGGUUUUUUGAGCAGACUGAGAGAGAUAACUGUACUGUAUCCCAGCCUAGCGGAUUGGAGUGAAAGUCCGCCAUAUUCUGCCUUACCACGCCCGGGAGUCGAGCCACUGGAAAAUAAACGGACAGCUUUAUUCAUGUGUCUUCCCCGCUGCCCUCAUCCACGACGAUAACUUGAACGCAAGGGAUUUUGCUGAUUGAAAAAUAACAACAUUGAAGACUUUGAAGAGAGGGCGGCCGGGCACGGAUGGCAAUGCUUAACGAGAUCACACGGAGCAGUACGGAGGAUGUGUCUUAAAAGGAUCUGUUGAUCAUAUUGAGAAGGAAAAGCAGAUUACACCAAUUAAGAUUGCACAGAUAUUCAACUCAAACCGCUUUGGACACUAUUUUGAAGCUGUCGAAAGGCCCAGAGAGCGAACCGAAACGGGGGGAGGGGGGGUCAAUAAUUUCUCAAACAUCUAAUUUUCCUUUCCACCACAAUCUGUGCGCUGUUCAGGCUCAUUAUAAGGGCGUCCACGCGUUAUUUCACCACAAGUAGGCCUGUAUGAGGACGUUAUUUGGCACUCAGGCCUCUGUGUUUUGUUUUGUUUUUUUUACCCCGACGAAUCUGAUAUCUGGAUGAAUCAGUAAGAGGAAAAAGCGGAAAAGUGCGUGUUUGAAAAAAAAGAAAAAGAAAAGAAAAGGAGAGAAUGACCCUGGAAUCCAUAAUGGCGUGUUGCCUCAGCGAGGAGGCGAAAGAAGCCAGGCGGAUCAACGACGAGAUCGAAAGGCAGCUCCGCCGGGAUAAGAGGGACGCACGCCGGGAACUGAAACUGUUGCUUCUCGGCACUGGGGAGAGCGGGAAGAGCACAUUCAUCAAACAAAUGAGGAUUAUCCACGGUACCGGUUACUCUGAUGAGGACAAAAGGGGUUUCACCAAAUUGGUCUACCAGAACAUCUUCACAGCCAUGCAGGCCAUGAUCCGAGCCAUGGAGACGCUCAAGAUCCCAUACAAAUAUGAGCACAACAAGGGCAACGCCAACGUUGUGAGAGAGGUGGACGUAGAAAAAGUCGCCAUGUUCGAGAAUCCUUACGUAGAUGCAAUCAAGAGCUUAUGGAAUGACCCGGGCAUCCAGGAGUGUUAUGAUCGAAGGAGGGAAUACCAGCUCUCAGACUCCACUAAAUAUUACCUGAACGCGUUGGACCGGAUCGCCGAACCAUCCUAUCUUCCUACCCAGCAGGACGUGUUGAGGGUUCGAGUCCCAACCACAGGCAUCAUUGAAUAUCCAUUUGACCUGCAGAGCGUCAUAUUCAGGAUGGUGGAUGUCGGUGGUCAGAGGUCGGAGAGGAGGAAGUGGAUCCACUGCUUUGAGAACGUCACAUCCAUCAUGUUCCUGGUAGCUCUCAGCGAGUACGACCAAGUCUUGGUGGAAUCAGACAAUGAGAACCGGAUGGAGGAGAGUAAAGCUCUGUUUAGGACAAUAAUCACGUACCCCUGGUUCCAAAACUCCUCAGUCAUUCUGUUCCUCAACAAGAAGGACCUGUUGGAGGAGAAGAUCAUGUACUCUCAUCUGGUUGACUACUUCCCAGAGUAUGAUGGUCCGCAGAGGGAUGCCCAAGCAGGGCGAGAGUUUAUCCUCAAGAUGUUUGUGGACCUGAAUCCAGACAGUGAUAAGAUCAUCUACUCUCACUUCACCUGUGCAACUGACACAGAGAACAUCCGUUUUGUCUUCGCGGCCGUCAAAGACACCAUCCUGCAGCUCAACCUAAAGGAGUACAACCUGGUGUAGAGCCGAGCAGGGCUGCCGACUGGAGGCCCUCAACACACACUGACUGACGCAAUCUGUGAAAAGAUAGAUCAUAUACACACACAUGAAAAAAAAAAUCUGAGAGAAAAAAAAAAAUCUAAUGGUUACAUAAUACUAAUUUAUUUGCCAUUUGUUGAUCUCUUGGUGCCCAAGGGGCGAGCAAAGUAAAUAUUCUCUUGCUAUUUAAGGAGUUGAUGAAAUAUAGGGAGGUGGGGGAGGGGUUUGCUGUUGAAUAUGUACAGCAACAAUCCUCAUUUUUAGGCUUUGCGCAUUGUGAAGUUUUUUUUAUUUUUUAUUUUUUAUUUUGUUUUGUUUUUUUUUUUUAAAGAAAGAAAGAAACUACUUUGUGCAGUGGAGGUGUGGAGGCUUGUUUUGUCUGCCAGUCUGAUACCUCAGAGCUGGAAUAAAUGCAACGUGCUCCCUCCCUCCUGCCUUUUUAUAAACAAAAAGAAAAAGGUUUUCAUUCUUUUCUCUCCCUCCUUACCCAUCGAUUCAUUCUGAAGCUUCGCUAUGGGCGUUGAGGAAAUGAUGUAACAGAUCUCUAAUUAACAGCUUCCUGUUUUCCUUCAAAGGACUGAUUGGCAAGUCUCUUAAUGAGUUGGCAUAAACUGUGAUUUUUAAAUUAUUUUAUAUUGAUUUGAUAUUGAUUGACUUCAUCGUUAUUAUUAUUAUUAUUAUUACUAUUAUUAUUAAUAUUACACUGCAUUGACUUUGGUACCAUCUGAUGAUGUAGGGCAUGUGUGACCACGGAGGCACGUGGCCCCAUUUUGGAGAAAUAGCCCGAGUCAUGUGUUGAGCGACGGUCACGUGACGCCUCUUUGCCAUCGACGUAACCACGAGGUUCAGGAGCUUGAGAGAAAUUGGCUUAAAAAAAAAAAAGCUUUCUAAGCUUCUAGCGACAAGUUGAGGAGGCACACACGGACCUCCGCUCUGUCAUGUCAUGAUGAGUCAUGAAGGCGACAGUCGCUUUACACAGACUGAAGGGAGCUGAGUUGGUAGUAAUUUAUGAGACAAUGUUGUUAAACGAUUAUGUUCCAAUGUGCCACAUUAAUGCUUUUAUAGUAAUAUGUAUAUUUAUUGCCAAUGCCAAAACAACUCGAGCACCAGACUCCACUUUGCGCUGUUUACUGCUUUAAUGGAAUGAAAAGUGUUGAGAGCAGGGCGAAAGAUUGCAGAAGGAGCAGACUGACUGACUUACUGAUCAACCAACUGAUUCUUGCAGUUUCUGAAGUAUUCAACAAAGUUAAAGGGUAUUCUUCCCCCCGCCCUCUCGCUCUCUGUCACACUGUCACACACACACACACAGAGAGCUCGGACUGACUAAAGCUACAGGUAGAUAGGCCUGCUGGGUUAAAGAGGAGGCAGCCACUCAGCGCGCUGAACUGCUCAAACUGUCAAAUCACAACCUCGCACAUGGAUACAAACCCCUCCCCCUGGGACCUGCAGACUUUCCAGUCAUAUUUUAGCUGUGUCCUUAUAUUUGUCAAAUCACAGCCCGGCUGUCUUGACUGUUGUAGUUCAGUAGCAGUGGAGAAUAAAUUUGGCUAAUCUCUAUGUAAAAGGGUAGUGUUGAUAUUCAGUUUGUACCAAAGUAAGCCCUUCUUGUUUCUGAUUGGCACCUCUCAUUUGCAAUUCCUCAUUCCCAAGUUACUUUGAGUAUUUUUUUGUAACAGUUCCCUAGAACAUAAGCCUGUAAUUUACAUUUAUUGAGGCAUAGUGCAAUUAUGAAUGCUAUAAUCGUUGUACAUACAUUUCUCUAUAUAUAUGGCAGCAUCUUUGUUGGCUUUGUAAUCAUUACUUUUUUGGCAGAUUGAAUGUGCGGUAUUGAAAAUAUGUAUCUAUGUAAUUGUAUUGUAUGUCUAAUGGAUAAUUCAUUUUUGGAAGAAAAAAUAUGUUAUUUACAUGUUUGUUUUUGUUUCCUUUUUUUUUUUUUAAGAAGAGAAUGUAAAUUUUGUGUUUUGCCAGUUUUAUUUCCCAGCAAAGAAACAUUGUUCAGCUUCAGAACUGCAUAACGAGGAAUAUUAUUAUCCAACUACAAGAUCGAUUGGUAUGCCAGUACUUACAGUAGCCGUUUUGUUAAAUUGACUUUUAUAUGAAAAACUGCAGACUGAAUCCAAUCUACAGGGCUAAUUGUAAUAGUUUAGUUCUUAACUGGCUUCAGGAACAGAGCACUUGUCAUAUAGGUGUAAUCACAUAACUCAUUGAUUCUUCUACCUUUAUCUUUUAAUUUCAUCACACAGCUGCUCAACACGUAUUGUUUAACUUCCCCACCCCACCACCAACCACCCUUUGAAGGCAGGAUGUUUUAUUUAACAGGUGGCAGGCGGGUGCACGUGCUGCUUUGGCUCAGAAAAAAAAUCUUGUUAAGGAAGAGAUGUAAUCAUCUGAUCGUUUGUGCUAAUAGAUGGAAAAUGCCAUCACCCCCUCAAAUGAACCUCCACCCUGAUAGAAAGUAUUGUAGAGUCUGUCAGAGUCAGUGACCAGUGUACACAAACAUGCAAAAAAUGACUCAUCCAUUUGGCCUAAUUAGGAUGGUACAUAUACAGGUGCUUUUUUUAAAAUUCCUUUUUUACUUCAUUUCCAUCUUGAUUGCCACCAGUUCAUUAGAAUGUACAGUAUUAUUUUAAAUGUUAUUUAUGAAAUGACAACAUAGGAGAAAAUACACAAACAGUUCACAUGUACAUAUUGCCUUACUGAAUAAGCUGUGCCUCUGAAGUCCCAUGCAAGGCACCUGUGUUCUUAGCAGAAGUGAAGCUAGUGCAGCCAAUAAUGUCCCGUUGUGCAGCUGGAGGAUUGUUUGGUUUUGGCUCGGUGGUCUCUCUUUAUUAUUCUGUGUUAGAAGAAGCCCUGGGAACAGCUUUGAAGUGUAGCUCAUGUAGCUAAUACGACAUCAUUACAGUACAUUAUAAGCACAUCACGACUGAACUGUAAUCAGAAUCACACUUCCUAUUGAUUUCAUAACAUUGUCACAUCAGAUUCAUGUCUUAAAAUCCAUGCCACACCACUGUGCAUUAUAAUGCAUUGAUCUGCCUGACUAUGAUUAAGCAACAGUGCUCCUACACGACAGAGUGGAGAAUGUGCUCGCAAAGUUUCACAAUCUGGACUCAAAAACUACCACCAGCCACCUGUGGAGUUGUUGUUUUGUUUUGUGUUUUUGCCGUAUUUGGCUACGGUUUGGCAUCUACCAGCCACUUUGGCAGACAACCAGGCCUCACUCUGAGGUCCUGUUGUUUUCAGAUAUUUCAGCUGGCUGGUCUACUUGCUUACAAGGAUGGUUGAUUUUGGCAGGCAACAACCACUUGAAUAAGUUCAUUUCCAGUCUAGCUCACAGUGCACUUGGAGUAAAUGAAGAUGCUACAAUAACCACUUAUCAACAGCAGGGCCUAAUAGGAAAAAAAUGGGGGCCAACUCGUCACAUUUUUAUUGGACGUCAAAACAGUGAUUCUGCUUGUUGCCAGGGGAGAUGUUUUGAAGCUGGACUAUAGUUUCAACUUAUCAGUGUUGAUGACCACUUGUUGUAGACUUGCAGUGAUUAGUAACUUGUGUCCCUGCUGUUGUAAAGUGGCUAUUUACACUGUCCCUGUUACUUAAAGGGAAGAUCCUUGUUUAAAUACUGCAUCCAACCCACUGAGCAGAGACUGUCCAUCCAUGUUUGUGAGCCUCACAAAGUAAUUGAAGUAAAUGAAAAUAAAAAGGAUCUAAGCUCAUUCAAACCAUAUUGUUCUGGCAAAAAAGCAUAUUAUAUUUGGAUUUUAUCUGAUAAAUAUGAGCCACAAACUAUUCCCAGGCUUUGCGAGUAAUUUGCUGGUGUUCACAUCAUUAAUCUGAGAGAGCACAUGUGAGUUACACUCGAGCUGGAUUUCCCUUUAAGAGAGCACAGACUCCAGCUGGUGUUGACUUGCUGACACAUUGUUGGAAAGCUCUGCUGCUGUUCAAAUUUCAUGCAGUAUGUUCAAGAGCAGUGCAGUGUUGCAUACAGUAUAUCGAGGAACUGCAGAAAACUACUCCAUAAACUGCUCUUCUACUCAAGUCUCAGACACAUCAUCUGAGUGCUUUCAGCUCGCCUACUGUCAGGUUUCUUUGCCUCCAGAUCCUGAUGAUAUGACGUUUAAUGACUCAUUUUGAAAUAGUGUUAUUAUGAUGAUCUCCAAUCAUAAUUGUGUAAAAUGUUUCAUGUAUCCAUAAAAUCGCACUCCUUCAACAUGUUUCUGAAUGAAGCAACAUGUUUCUUUUCAAAAGUA